Messenger RNA from Malania oleifera, 2143 nucleotides. RefSeq names its product BTB/POZ domain-containing protein At5g41330. The record is from RefSeq and is a predicted model, not a curated record. Gene Ontology annotation, biological process: protein homooligomerization. NCBI's taxonomy places the organism in Eukaryota, Viridiplantae, Streptophyta, Magnoliopsida, Santalales, Ximeniaceae. The transcript has a single exon. Bases 486 to 1910 code for a protein of 474 amino acids. Gene Ontology annotation, molecular function: protein binding.
UGCUCUAAUUAACAAUAAAGAAAUUGAAAACACACCUGCACUCGCGGCUCUUCUCUCACUCUCUGCUUCCUUCCCAAUCCCCUUUUGUUGACCCAUCUCCCCAAAAGAGUCGUCUGACCUUCUUGUCCUUUGUGCUUCUAGACGAACUUCUUACCCAAGAAAAAUAAAACCAAUUUUUAAUUAAUUAGUUAAUUAAUUUAAUAAUAAAAAAGUCAAGAAACCAGAAACGAGACUUUUCUUUCUAGACCUUUCUUUUCUGGUUCCUUCUCCCUUUUUAAUGGACUCCACGCUCUUCAACGGCUGUACUGCUCUCUCUCCUUUGUCCAUUUCCAUCUUCAUUUUGGGAAUUUUCUCUGCACUGUUCUUCCUCCUUCUUGGGGUUUCUGUUCAUUUCUUCAUUUGAGCCUCUGCAGUUGUCGAAGGAAAGAAGCUGUGAUUUUGAUUUUGCGUGGGUAUCGGAUCUGUUUUUCGGAUCAAAUCAGAAGAUGCCUCCGUUUGCUGGGUCUUUGGCUCCUCCUUCAAAUGGGUUUCCCAAAACCAAAUCGGAUUCCAACAUUGUCACCAUUGAUGUGGGCGGUCAGCUCUUCCAGACCACGAAGCAAACCCUAGCCCUCGCCGGCCCUAAAUCCCUCCUUUCUAGGGUUUCCGAUUCGCUUUCCUCUGAAUUCGAUCUCCCCUUCAUUGACAGAGACCCCGAGCUGUUCUCCGUCCUCCUUUCUCUUCUCAGAACUGGCAAUCUUCCGUCCAAAGCCAAGGCUUUCGAUCUCCAGGACCUCUUCUCCGAAGCUCGCUUCUACGGACUUGAACACCUCCUCGUCUCCUCCCAAUCGAACCCCUCUCAAUUCGAGGCGUUCAAUCUCGAGAAGUCGUCGGUUUUGCCGUUGAGCGGACGAGACACGCCCUCGGCACUCUCCACGACGCCCUUUGGAUCCAUCCACGUCGCGCACGGCAGCAAAAUCACGUCCUUCGAUUGGUCACUGCGGCGGAAAACCACGAUUUUGACCCAAUUCACGGCCGUCGAUUCUCUUCUCUCCAUAUCCCCGGCGGUAGCCGCUGCCGGCGCCACCGACUUCUCCGGUCUGCAAAUUGUUGAUCUUGAUAAGGGCUUUGUCAGGGAGACUUUGAGCUGGGAGAACGCGACUCGGUCUAGUUCGACUGUUCAGGCAAUUGGGUCGUCCCCAGAAUUUUUGUUCACCAGUUUUGAGUCAGGUCGGAGGAACUCCAAUUCGAUCGUGGUUUAUGAUCUGCAGGGGAGCUUACGCCCAGUUACAGAGCUUGGUCGCUAUGAAAUCUAUGGUGCUGAUUUGGGUUCUGCGAUCCCAGCAACAAAAUUGAGCUGGGUUUCCAGUUACAACUUGUUAAUGGCUUCUGGGUCUCAUUCUGGCCCUUCUGGGGUUUUUGGCACCCUUAAAUUGUGGGACAUAAGGUCUGGGAAUGUGGUUUGGGAACUAAAGGAGAAGACUGACUGCUUCUCUGAUGUCACAGUUUCUGAUAAUUUGUCUGCAAUUUUCAAGAUUGGUGUGAACUCUGGAGAGGUGUUCUAUGCUGAUUUGAGGAACCUUGGUACUGACAAUGAGAACCCAUGGGUUUGUCUUGGGGAUGUUAGAAAAGUGGGUAAGGGGAAGAAGGAAGGUGUUGGAUGUAAAAUUGAGAGCCAUGGGACUCAGGUGUUCUGCAGUAAAGGAGGUGAUUUGGAGUUGUGGUCUGAGGUUGCCUUGGGUUCGUUUAGGAGCAAUGAAGAUGGGUUGGAGGAUAGGGUCUUUAGGAAGAACUCAAUGGGAAGAGUGAAGGAUAUGGGAGGAUGCAAUGUGACCCAGCUGAGAUUUGGAGGGAACAAAAUGUUCGUGACAAGGAAGGAUCAGCAAUGUGUUGAGGUUUGGCAGAGUUCUGUAAGGGGUUGUGAACUUUGAAAGCUCAGUUGGAUAUGUUGGUCGUAAGAUUAUUACUGAUUUUGAUCAAAGCAUGGCUUCUACCCCCAGCUCUGCUAUUAGUGUGACUUGCGGGUGCUCAAAAUCAACUAUUCUUUGUAAAUUAAUGAGUUUUAGCUUGAUUCAUAUGUAGAUGAUGUUAUUUUCUAUCAAUAUUGUAAUUGUUUAUUAUUGUGAGUAGUUAUUCUGAUAUUGACUGAAUCAAUUUUUUCAAA